Cryptomeria japonica (Japanese cedar) is the source of this 930-nucleotide messenger RNA. RefSeq lists its product as uncharacterized. Lineage: Eukaryota; Viridiplantae; Streptophyta; Pinopsida; Cupressales; Cupressaceae. The record is from RefSeq and is a predicted model, not a curated record. The coding region runs from base 1 to 930 and encodes 309 amino acids. Gene Ontology annotation, molecular function: zinc ion binding; nucleic acid binding. The transcript is spliced from 2 exons.
AUGGAGAGCUCACGUGGAGGAGGAGUAGGCGGCAAUGGAAGAAUUCAAAUUUUGAAUUCUCUGCAAGGUGAGAACUCUGGUUCCAAUGGAGGUAGCGGCCAAAUUGAUGGAGCUAGCCAGAUGGGGGAGAAGGACAAGCCUCCGGAUAUUUUGCAGGCUGACGGUACUCUGUCGGAAAAGAAUGUGGGUCCUGGAAUCGCGGUUGGGGGGUCCAGCCCACGUGAAGUUAACAUAUCGGACGCGAUUGGUGGUAAGUUUGCCAUCUCUAUUCCUAACUCGAUUUUUGAUCAUAACAUAAGUAGCAUGUCGAACUCUCUGGUGGGUAAAUUCAUGGGACCACGCCCCAUUGAGGUUGUUAGGGCUUACGUUAAACAGAAAUGGGCUUUGAAAGGCAAUGUUGAAAUUUUGGCUCUGCCCAAAGGCCUUCUCUCCUUUGCCUUUUCUUGUGAAGAAGACAAAAUAAGGAUUCUUUGUGGUAUCCCUUGGUUAGUUGGAAAGAUAGCUCUGGUCCUCCAGAAAUGGCACCCGAAUCUAAAUAUGAGUGAAUCUCUUCUAGUGCAAGUCCCAGUCUGGGUUAAGCUCCCAGGUUUGCCUCUUGAAUACUGGGUAGAAAGUAUUUUCUCGGGUAUUACAAGCUCUUUUGGUGAGCUCCUCUUAAUAGAUCCGAUCACAGCUUUAAGAAGAACGUUCACUCAUGCCAGAUUCUAUGUAGGGGUUUCCCACGAUGCAGAUAUGCUUGAGCAAAUAGAUAUUGUGUCUAAGUUGGGUACUUGGAAACAACAGAUCGAAUACGAAUCCAUCCCCUUUGCUUGUUUCCAUUGUAAAAAAGCAAGUCACUGGGCUAAACAUUGCCCUCUAAAGCCUAGAGGGGAUAACAAGCAAGUCAAAACUGCAGUUGAGAGUAGAAAGGCUCCAGAGAAAAUGGUCUAG